ACAUUGUUAACAUGGCGGUCAAUUUGAAAUUUGUAAUACAUUACUUCUGCAAAUCUUCUCUCACUUUAGUAAAAGUAUAGACUGACGAUGACCGAUUCAACCACAAACAACGAUAUUGAGACGUCUUCUACUUCAAAGAUUGGAGCAGAAUGUUCAAGUAAUCUUGAAAAAACUCAAGUAAUACUUGUUCAUCUAAUGAUGUACCUCAAUGAAAAAUCGUUCGCAAAUAAUCAACUGGGAAAGAUGUAUUCCGAUGGAAAAUUGUCGAAAAGAAAGUUGAAACGGUUGAAGAAUCAUCAGAAAUGGGUUGAAAGAAAACAGGAAAAAAAGUUGCUCAAGAAAGAAAAAAUAAGAAAACAAAAGCAGAAGGCUUACCUGUACCUAAGUCAAGAUCUGUUGAAACAAGUGAAAACGUGUUAUGCUGUAAAUAGAAAGUGUUCGAGGCCAAUACAGUUUUAUUUGACGGGAUUUGAAGGAAAUAUUCAAUUGUUGACGGAAGGAACAUAUCAAGAAUACAAAAGUUGGGAUAUUCACAUCAAAAAAGAAUCAUACAUAGAUGUAUUUCACAAGAAAAAUAUAGUUUAUCUCACGUCAGACUCAGAAAAUAUAUUAGAAGAUAUUGACCCAUCCAAAGCGUACAUAAUUGGAGGUCUUGUUGAUCAUAACCACCAUAAGGGGGGCUUUCACAAACUUGCUGUUGAAAAGAAAGUAGCGCAUGCGCAAUUGCCAAUUAAAAACUUCGUGAAGAUACAAUCAAGAACCGUACUGACGGUAAAUCACGUUUUUGAAAUAGUCCUGAAAUAUUUGGAGUUGAAAGACUGGCAGAAAGCUUUUUAUGACGUCAUACCAAAACGAAAAGGGGUAUCUCUGGUGGAUAAUAAUGGAUAAACAUGAAUAAAAGCUGACGAUAACAAUGAUUGUUUUGUGUGAUGAUUUUAAAGGUUUGUGCAAUAAAAUAUGUGAAAUAUGACAUAUUGCUAUUGGUUUAGUGAGCCAGAUACGUAGGUAUAAAUCAAAUGACAUUUAUUUGCUACGUUUUGAUUGUUUUGAAAAACAUUUGAUAUUUAAACACAAAACGUCAUGCACUACCUGUGAUGUGAUCUCUGGUUUUAUUUUUCAUUGGACUAAUCUAGUGUUUAAACUUGAGUCCUUUUAUAUAUACAUAGUUCAGUCUAAUGUUUUCAUCAGGAGUGAUCUUAUGAUCAAAGUUUUGUCCAUGUAUGUAUCAUAUGCUGUGGGCAGUUAAAAACGGCUUUUGAUAUAAAAUAAUCUAGUAUUGACUAAAUAACAAACUAUACGAGUUGCGACUACUUACUAAAUGGUAAUGUGAAAUUUAUUGAGAAGAGUUCAUGGUUGGACUGGUAAUAAGAGAUUGAAAACACAAUUUGAUGAAUAAAUGUUUCAUUAAUGUUAUAUCAAA
Messenger RNA from Xenia sp. Carnegie-2017, 1420 nucleotides. Its product is annotated as tRNA methyltransferase 10 homolog A-like. Gene Ontology annotation, molecular function: tRNA binding. Lineage: Eukaryota; Metazoa; Cnidaria; Anthozoa; Malacalcyonacea; Xeniidae. The coding region runs from base 88 to 888 and encodes 266 amino acids. The transcript is spliced from 8 exons. Gene Ontology annotation, biological process: tRNA N1-guanine methylation. Gene Ontology annotation, cellular component: nucleus; nucleoplasm. The record is from RefSeq and is a predicted model, not a curated record.